AUGCAUGAAGUUCCAAGGGCCUUCAAGAAAAUGCGACCGCUGCACACGUGGCCAGGUGUUCAUCUCCCUCGUUUCCUCUUUCACCUGCCUCCUCCCCUUCUAUCCAAUUACCUCAUCCUCUCCGCAUUUUUACCCCUCCUUCCCCCUCACACACGACACACCCGACCCUUUCUUCCAGGCCUGGGUAACCAGCUGCUCUCCCUCGUCUCCUCCUUUACCUACGCCCUCCUCACCAACCGCACUCUCCUCAUCAACCCUGAGUGCUUCCCUGCUCGUCUCCUCUGCAACCCCUUCCCCUACUCCUCCUGGGCUCCUCCCACUCUCAACAGGGGAUCCUUCAACCACAUGAGGCUGAGAGCUGAGAAGAGGCGUGUGGGUUACAAUGCGUUUCAAGAACCAGGUGCACCUGAAGCAAACACCACGGAUGACGAUGCUGCUGAUGCUGUGUUCAGCAACCUCAAUUACUCAGUGAAUGACACAGAUCUCAUAUUCUUCUGCUCGCAGGAGCAAGAGAGAAUCGCAGCCGUCCGUUUCCUGGCUCUGCUCACAGAGGAGUACGUUCUGCCUGGCUUGUACCUCGUGUCCGAAUUCGAUGCUGACCUGGAGCGCCUAUUCCCCGACCGCCUGCCUUUGAUGCACGUGGGGCGCUACCUGCUGCACCCCGCCAACUACCUCUGGGAGGAAAUCACCCGCGCCUUCCGAGCCUACCUCGCCCCGCACCAACGCAGGGUCGGCAUCCAGAUCCGUGACUUCACCACAGCCACCAGCAACGAGGGUGAGGCCCUUGCCCGUGUGCUGCACUGUGCUGUCAACAUCUCCCAUGGGCUGCCCCCCACACUGCCCCAUGAUCAGUGGCGACUUCUGGCGAGCAACCAGAGCGCAGCCAACUCAAGUGAUAUGGAACCAAUCUGGAAGGCAGCAGGAGCCGGCACUGUGCGCAGCGUCGGUGUGUUGGUGGCUUCACUAAAGCGCUCCUAUGUGGAUGCAUUACACGAGGCAUAUGUGGAAGGGUUACCACUGGAGGGUUACAAUGUUGCAGUUACCAGUUUGAGUCAUGAGGGCGAGCAGAAGACAGGCGAUCUGCUGCAACUGGAGAGAGCUCUCAAGGAGAUGUGGCUGCUCUCCAUGUGCGACCUGCUCCUGGUGAGUGACAGCUCCACCUUUGGGUACAUGGCAGCUGGGCUGGCAGGGGUGAGUCCCUUCUCCCUCAACAUCGUGCCACGGAUGAAAUCUGACUGGCUGCACAACGGACGGCCAGCAUGCGUUGCUACGACUCCAGAGGCCUGCUAUCUGACUAUGCUAGACAACAAGCAACAACAUGUACAGUGUCCAGGCACUGCGGCUUCCCCGCCUCCCGCGCCGGGCUUGCCGGCUGCCCCAGGCAUGGCGUCGUCCAUCUGCCCGUUAACAGGGCUGCCCCCCAAAAAACCCACCAUUCCGAUUGCACGUUGCCCGGCCGCCAAGGACCAAUCAUGCUGCGACAACUGUACGGAUAUGAGCACGGCUUUGCAGCUGGUAGCAUCAAGUCUAAAGGACGUGGUGACUCAGACUGACCCCACCAUCGCUGAUGGGAUCGAUUCUAGCAUAGCGGUGUGCGAUAUCUUCAUAGGCAUGACGCCAUGCUUGCAGCUCCUAGAGGACCUUGUGUGCGGGCUCUCCUGCAACCCUAAUGCUGGGUCCUACGCGACAAAAUCCAACACGGGGGUGAUCAUGAACGUGUGCUCGGAUCUAGCAGACAAAGUAUUCGCACAGUGCAAGGGCCUUGCUUUCGGUGACAUUUCCCUUUCAGGACUGGUUACCACAGCUGACGAAUUCAUGAACCUCAUUGUUACAAACGUGGUCAAGACACUUGGAGUCGAGGGCUUUGAGGUCCAAAUAUCCUCAUCACCUUGCUUCAACGGCACUGGCGCAUAUCCCCCAUACACUGCCUGUUGCGAUCCUCUCGACGUGCCUGCCACCUGUCCUGCCAACAUCACCGCAAAAUAUGGCGGUCGUAUUGUGGGCGAUGGUAUGGAUCUGACGGGGCUCAUCACCUCUUACCCGGACUUCAUGAACAUCAUCGUGGCUAACGUUGUCAAGUCCCUUGGGAUUGCCAACUUCAAGUUCGAAUUCACUACAACUCGCUGUUUCACUAGCAGUGGAGUCUACCCCGCCAACAUUGCCUGCUGCGACCCUCUCAGUGUCCCUGCCACCUGUCCUGCCGGUUCGGUCAACACCACCGAAUACGCCGAUCUGAUUGGCCGAACCAUCGACCCAGCCAACUGCGCAGCCUCCACUCCUUCCGCCCCUCCCUCCGCAUCUGCCCCUGGUUCAGCCCCCCUGCCCUCCCCGCCCCCAACUGCGUCCCCCUCCACAUCUCCGCCGAAGGAAACCACCCCCUCCCCACCGCCGCCUAUGGUUACCACCCCCUCCCCAUCUCCUGCAGUUUCUCCCCCCUCCCCUUCCCCGCCCUCGUCGUCUUCCUCUCCUCCUACCCCGCCUGCUCCUGCAUCUCCCAAAACAGGCUCGCCGUCCGCUGCUUGCUAUGCAUCGGUGGUUAGAUACCUUAUUUAUGGGGCUGUGGCUUUGCUUGUGCUUUAG
This is a messenger RNA of Closterium sp. NIES-65, 2580 nucleotides long. The record is from the annotation of a GenBank genome assembly. Lineage: Eukaryota; Viridiplantae; Streptophyta; Zygnematophyceae; Desmidiales; Closteriaceae.